Angiostrongylus costaricensis is the source of this 3453-nucleotide messenger RNA. Lineage: Eukaryota; Metazoa; Nematoda; Chromadorea; Rhabditida; Metastrongylidae. The record is from the annotation of a GenBank genome assembly.
AUGUCGCAAUUCGGCGGUGGAAAGCCUGGAGGCUGGACACGUCCUGGAACAGGUGGAAGUCAAAUGCCGGGAUUUGGAAUGGGUGUUGGUGCCUUUCCUAUGAUGGGAGUUCAAAGCAUGGGCGUUCCGAUGGGUAUGGUCAAUCAGGCUGCAUUUGCUCAACAAAAUGUGAUGGGGAUGGGCGUGAUGGGUGCUGUACCAUCUUCUGCAUCCGUUCGAGCUUCAGCUGGACAGGUUUGUAAUCCUGUUAUUACAUAUAAAUGUGUGCGAAUGUAUUGUAAGGUCAUUGUGACAUUAAAACAGUCAUUGUACCAAUUGUUUCAGUCAAAUUCAUCGGUUGGUGGUAAGAACCAACGCACUUUUGUCGGCGUAGUCACCAAAAUGCACGAUAACUAUGGAUUUGUGGACGAUGACGUCUUCUUCCAACAUUCUGUGAUUCGUGGUACACUUCCUCGCGUUGGCGAAAAAGUAAUGGUUGAAGCGAGCUACAAUCCGCAGAUGCCAUUCAAGUGGAAUGCAUACCGUAUCCAGUUAUUGAAUUCAGGUGAAAGCGGGCCACCUUCGUCACAAAACCACAAUAUGGCACGACCGGGCGCAGUUGGUGGUUCAGCCGGUGGAAGAUGGGGGCCGCCGACAUCAGCAGAUCGAAAUGGUCCAUCACAUAGGGGUUCUCCACCUCGUCGUCGUUCACCACCCCGUCGCAGUCCUCGUCAUGCACCCAGCCCACUUCGUAAAGAUGGUCCGCAACGUCGGAAGUCACCACCAAUUAGACGCUCGCCAGCAGCUCGCCGUUCUUCGCCACCAACAAAGUCUGAAAGAAAUGAGCGAGACCGUAAACGUGAACGUAGCGCAAAUCCUUCUAGUGCGGCUCAGUCUACCAGAAGGGAAAGUAAUAGCCCUCCUCGUCGCCGCGCUCGCAUAAUUCCUCGUUAUGAGUGUCAUCCACCUCGUCCUGUUCCGUUGAGUGAAUUCAUGUCGGUUGUUGGUUUACGUACUCGAUACUCAAAACUGUACAUCCCAUCCGAUUUUUCGGACAUGACUGCGGAGUGGACCAAGAGGGUUCCAUUGGAUGCUGAUAUUGACCUCACAAAUCCGGUAGCGUUUCAUGUUUGGAAUAAAGAAGUUGAUUAUCCGCUCAGUGAUGGAGGAAUUGAGGCCGUCCUGGAGCCCGAUGACGCAGAUCAUCGUCAUCAAGUUAAGGUGCUUCUGCUAGCACAUCCUGGUAGACAAGAGGUCCACAGAAAAGCCUUUGGUCUUCUUCCUGAUGGGUCCACUGAUGACACAUACGAACCUACUUCAUUCUUUAAACAACUUAGUUUCCUCGUCGGGACUCGAGGGAAGGAGCCGUUAGCUAUUGGUGGUAGUUGGUCGCCAUCAAGAGAUGGUGAUGACCCUACCAAUCCAACAACCAUUAUUCGCACAGCGAUUCGUACAACAAAAGCGCUUACAGGAGUUGAUUUAUCGAAUGUUCCGCAAUGGUGGGUGGCGUACGAGCUGGUGCACGUGCGCUAUUACCGCGCCGAUCGUGAACGCACGGAUAGCGUGCGUCUACUGUUACCGGACACUCAACUGCUUCUUGACGACAAUUCGGACGAGGAACGUUGGACGGCAGUGCAGGCUGCGCUGCAGGCUCAACUCGAAGCGAAGUUGGCUGCAGUCGACACGCCUACACCGGAAGAUCAAAGUGAAGUUCUCACUCCAACGAAGGAAGCAGCAGUUGCUGCCGAAGAUACACCAGGAAAGGAUGGUGAUGAAGAGGCAGUAGAGUCUAAAGAUGCGCCCACACAUUGGAGUAAAUUAGAUCUUAAGGCGCUCAAGGUACCCGAACUACGUGCUGAACUGGAAGCGCGAGGUCUAGAAACAAAGGGUGUGAAGUCGCUGUUGUGUAAAAGACUACAGGAGGCACUUGAUCAGGAAAAGGAAAAAGAGGACGGGGAUGGAGCUGCUCCUACCGGUGACAUUGAAAUGACGGACGUAGCCGGUGAUGAAGAGGAGUCAGAGGGCAAAGUGGAGCAAACUUCAACCGAAAAAAAACUUGCGGAGAAAACUGAAGCUGAGUUAAAGAAGGAGGCCGAAGAGCAAAAGAAGAAGGCUGAAAAAAUAGAAAAAGAAAAACAAGAGCGCAAAGCUACACUUGAGAAAUAUUACACAAUGCCAAAAGAGAGAAAACUACCACUGAAAGGGCCAGUUUAUGAAUUGGAGCUUCAGAUAUUGGUAUACCCCUCAAAGACUGCUAAAGGAGGGAAAUUCGAUUGUAGAGUUAUAAGCAUGCAGUCACUUCUCGACUACAGACAGGACGACAACAAAGAGUCUCAUUUCGAAGUAAGAACUUAUGCAAAGUUUCCUAUUGUAUCGCUCUUCGUGGAAGCCUUCAAAGAGCUCUUAGAGCGUCAUUCAGCUUUCACAAUUUACUAUGCUAUCGCUCGUGCUGCCGACAAAGAAGUUGAACGGAAGAGAAGAGAUGAGGCAAGGGAGAAGAAAGACGAAGAGGUUUACAUUUCGUUAUCACAUUCCAAUCUUCAAUGGUCUCUAACCGGAACCUUUUCGAAUCUUUUGCCAUGUUCGAUGUCAAUUUGUGCGGGUGUGUUACUAGCUAUGCAUAGGCGACUGUGUAUCUUUCAUUAUUUCUCUGAAGAUGAGAAAUACUGUUUUGUUUAUAGAUAUUUGAACGAGCGCGAUCUUGAGGAUAUUAUUUUCAACAGCGAAUUCGGAGUUACUAGGGCUCAAAUGCAAAAGUUUUCACACAAGCUAAUGUCACGAGAGAGAAUCAAUUACAGGCAGUUGUUUAUUUUCAUUUUUAGUUUUGUUGUCCAUAGACACCUAACCGAUGUUUUGGUUGACUCUGAUGGAAAUGUCAGGUUUACGCCUGGUGAAUGCGAGAAUCCUCCAGACAUGUGCUCACUUCUUAAAGGCUCCGGUUUCCCGGCAUCUAAGAAUUCACUUGAGCCCCAGAUCAAUGGCGACGUGCAUGUAUCUGAAGCUUCGGAUGGAACAGUUAUCAUUAAUGGUAACGUGGUUAAUGUUGCACAGAAGUUGGCGCUGUUGAAAAAAAGUGAGAUAGAACGUGAUCACGCCAAAGCAUCGUUAGCCGAACAAACUACACUAAUAGAUCAGCUUCGCGAGAUCAAGCAUGAACUUGAGAGGAAAAAUCGCGACAUUGAGAAGGAUUUAGAUAAACAAAAAAAGCGACUUGAUGAAAGCAACAACGCCCUCAAAUCAUCGUUGGAUUCCAACAUUGCGCUCAAGUCUGCUCUAUCAGAUUGUAAGAGAUAUGCGGAUCGUAUAAUCUCAGCAAUUGAACGGACUUUCCCUCCACCUGCUCCAAUUAAACAACUCGAAGAAACUAAGCCUGCUGUUGAUGGUGUAGAUGAUACUGAUGAGCCAAUACCUGCAGAAAUCGUUUUGACGGAGGAAGUUGGAGCGGAAGAAGAUAGUGAAGAAAAGACUGCUUGA